CGUCGUAGAUACAAACCCCGCCCUCAUAUUUUCUUGGUUACCGUCCCUUGUCUCCCUUUGUCCACUCCAGCUCUUCUUCUCCCUCUUAGCGAGCCUCCCCUGUGCCCAGCUCGGCUUGAACACCGCCAGCCACUACAUCUCCUUCAGACAAAAUAGUGUAGCUUGUAGCCCUGAAUUUUCUGUUAAGGGUCAAGUUUGUUAUGAUGGCUGGCAUCCUUUUUGAUGACAUUUUUACAAUUGAGAUUCUAAACCCAAACGGUGAAAAAUUUGAUAAAGUUACUAGGAUUGCAGCACAGAGUGAAAAGCAUGGGAUAUUGAUGAAUCUAGAUGUAAAUACUGAGAUAUAUCCGAUGAAGAAAAAAGAGAAAUUCUUGAUGGUAUUGUCACCCACACUUAAUUGGAAUGAAGCAUUUUCCUCCAGUGAUGAUAUGCAGGGCGAGCAGAAGUCUCUUGCAGACAAAUUUGAAUAUGUCAUGCAUGGAUUGGUGUAUAAAAUAUCAGAAGAAGGUUCAGGAUCUGACGUCAAAGCGGGAAUAUAUGCUUCAUUUGGUGGACUUCAGAUGUGGCUGAAGGGGGAUCCAAUCCAUUGUACCAAGUUUAAGGUUGAUCAAAAGUUGUUUCUUCUUAUUAGGAAGCUGCCAUGAUACUUCAUCAAGAAAUUGAAACUUUAUCACAAGAGAAUUGUCCACGCAUAGCAUAUUCUGGAGACAUGUAACCGCUGCAGGUAGACAUUUAGCACUCAUGGCUAGUUUAGUAUGCAAGACUGUACUGAUGUUUUUGUAAAAACUUAUUAAAUUUAGGGAUUUUAAUAUAAUUUUUUUUCUUUCAAAUGUCACUUCCCCCUUCCCCCCCCUCCUGUAAUGGAAAUUUAUUCAAUUGUGUGAA
Ziziphus jujuba (common jujube) is the source of this 885-nucleotide messenger RNA. Its product is annotated as DNA-directed RNA polymerases II and V subunit 8A. Gene Ontology annotation, cellular component: RNA polymerase III complex; RNA polymerase II, core complex; RNA polymerase I complex. Gene Ontology annotation, molecular function: DNA-directed RNA polymerase activity. Bases 201 to 644 code for a protein of 147 amino acids. The transcript has 6 exons. Gene Ontology annotation, biological process: DNA-templated transcription. The record is from RefSeq and is a predicted model, not a curated record. Lineage: Eukaryota; Viridiplantae; Streptophyta; Magnoliopsida; Rosales; Rhamnaceae.